Vicugna pacos (alpaca) is the source of this 5236-nucleotide messenger RNA. NCBI's taxonomy places the organism in Eukaryota, Metazoa, Chordata, Mammalia, Artiodactyla, Camelidae. The record is from RefSeq and is a predicted model, not a curated record.
AGGCGCCGCUCUCUCUCGGGUCAGGCUCCCGGUUCCCGGCUCCCGGCUCUCGGCUCUCGGCUCCCGGCUCCCGGCUCCCGGCUCCGGCUCCCGGCGCCCGGCGCCCGGCACGGAGCCGUUACCCGAAAGACGCGCAGCCGAGGCGAGGGGGUGUGAGGACGCGGGAGGCAGUGUCGUCGGAUCCGCCCGCAGUCCGCAGCCCCGCUGAGCCUGGAAGCCGCCGGGAUGGAGCCGCGGCUCCCGGUCGGAGCCCAGCCCCUUGCCACUAUCGAGGGUAUGGAGAUGAAGGGUCCUCUCCGGGAGCCCUGCGCCCUGACCCUAGUCCAGAGGAACGGGCAAUAUGAGCUAAUAAUCCGGUUGCACAAGAAGGAACAACAUGUUCAAGAUAUCAUUCCUAUAAAUAGCCACUUUAGAUGUGUUCAAGAAGCGGAAGAAACUCUUUUGAUUGACAUAGCUUCAAACAGUGGCUGCAAAAUUCGGGUUCAGGGGGACUGGACCAGAGAGCGCCGCUUUGAAAUCCCCGAUGAGGAACACUGCUUGAAGUUCCUCUCAGAGGUCCUUGCUGCUCAGGAAGCUCAGUCACAACUUCUUGUUCCGGAGCAAAAGGACUCAUCCAGCUGGUACCAGAAAUUAGACACUAAGGAUAAAUCUUCUGGUUUUUCAGGGUUUCUUGGAUUUGAGGAUAAUUUUUCAUCUAUGAAUCUGGACAAGAAAACAAAUUUGCAGAAUCAGCCUACAGGGGUUCAUCGGGAACCUCCACCUCCACCCUCUUCCGUGAAUAGAAUGCUUCCACGUGAAAAAGAAGCUUCUAACAAGGAACAGCCCAAGGUGACCAACACCAUGCGGAAGCUGUUUGUACCAAACACCCAGUCUGGGCAACGAGAGGGUCUCAUCAAACAUAUCCUGGCAAAGCGAGAGAAAGAAUAUGUCAACAUCCAGACGUUCAAAUUUUUUAUUGGAACUUGGAACGUGAAUGGCCAGUCUCCAGAUAGUGGGUUAGAACCUUGGCUGAACUGUGAUCCGAAUCCUCCUGAUAUCUACUGCAUUGGAUUCCAAGAGCUGGACUUGAGCACAGAAGCUUUUUUCUACUUUGAAUCUGUGAAGGAACAAGAGUGGUCCUUGGCUGUGGAGAGGAGUUUGCAUUCCAAAGCCAAGUAUAAGAAAGUUCAACUAGUCCGCCUUGUUGGGAUGAUGCUCCUGAUAUUUGCCAGAAAGGAUCAGUGGCGAUACAUCCGUGAUGUUGCUACAGAAACAGUUGGAACUGGAAUCAUGGGGAAGAUGGGAAACAAAGGUGGGGUAGCUGUGAGAUUUGUAUUUCACAACACUACCUUUUGCAUUGUCAAUUCCCAUCUGGCUGCCCAUGUAGAGGACUUUGAGAGAAGGAAUCAAGAUUAUAAGGACAUUUGCGCACGAAUGAGUUUUGUGGUCCCAAAUCAGACCCUCCCACAGCUGAACAUCAUGAAACAUGAUGUUGUCAUCUGGUUGGGAGAUUUGAACUAUAGACUUUGCAUGCCUGAUGCCAAUGAAGUGAAGAGUCUUAUUAACAAGAAUGACCUUCAGAGACUCUUGAAAUUUGACCAGCUAAAUAUUCAGCGCACACAGAAAAAGGCUUUUGCAGACUUCAUGGAAGGGGACAUCAAGUUUAUCCCCACUUAUAAGUAUGACUCUAAGACAGACCGAUGGGAUUCCAGUGGGAAAUGUCGGGUUCCAGCCUGGUGUGACCGAAUUCUUUGGAGAGGAAUUAAUGUUAAUCAGCUUCAUUACCGGAGUCACAUGGAACUGAAAACCAGUGACCACAAGCCUGUUAGCGCCCUCUUCCAUAUUGGGGUGAAGGUUGUGGAUGAACGGAGGUAUCGAAAAGUGUUUGAAGACAUUGUACGCAUCAUGGACAGAAUGGAAAAUGACUUCCUUCCUUCCUUGGAACUCAGCAGGAGGGAGUUUGUGUUUGAGAAUGUGAAGUUUCGGCAACUGCAAAAGGAGAAGUUCCAGAUCAGCAACAAUGGACAGGUUCCCUGCCAUUUUUCUUUCAUCCCUAAGCUUAAUGACAGCCAGUACUGCAAGCCAUGGCUUCGGGCUGAACCUUUUGAGGGCUACUUGGAGCCAAAUGAGACCGUGGACAUCUCCCUUGAUGUGUAUGUCAGCAAAGACUCUGUGACCAUACUGAACUCAGGGGAAGAUAAGAUUGAAGAUAUCCUUGUCCUUCACCUGGAUCGAGGCAAAGAUUACUUCUUGACCAUCAGUGGAAAUUACCUCCCAAGUUGUUUUGGUACAUCCUUAGAGGCUUUGUGCCGCAUGAAAAGGCCAAUCCGAGAAGUUCCUGUUACCAAACUCAUAGACUUGGAAGAAGACAGCUUCCUAGAAAAGGAGAAAUCCCUUCUGCAGAUGGUUCCCUUGGAUGAAGGUGCCAAUGAGAGACCUCUUAAGGUCCCCAAGGAGAUCUGGCUUCUGGUCGAUCACUUAUUCAGAUACGCUUGUCACCAGGAGGACCUGUUCCAAACCCCUGGAAUGCAGGAGGAGCUGCAGCAGAUCAUUGAUUGUCUGGACACCAGCAUUCCCAAGACAAUCCCUGGCAGUAAUCACUCCGUGGCUGAGGCACUGCUCAUUUUCCUGGAAGCCCUGCCAGAGCCCGUCAUCUGUUACGAGCUGUAUCAGCGAUGCCUUGACUCUGCUCAGGAUCCCCGGAUCUGCCGACAGGUGAUUUCCCAGCUUCCAGGGUGCCAUAGAAAUGUUUUUCGUUACUUGAUGGCAUUCCUUCGAGAACUCUUAAAAUUCUCUGAAUACAACAACGUCAACGCCAACAUGAUUGCUACACUCUUCACUAGUCUCCUCCUGAGGCCUCCACCCAACCUUAUGGCAAGACAGACUCCAAGCGACCGCCAGCGUGCUACCCAGUUCCUGCUGUGUUUUCUGCUUGGGAGCGAUGAAGACUAACAAUAAGCCUUUGUCUCUUACUACUCUCCGAGAUUCUAGAGGCGGAAGAUCUUGGGCACCAAGUAUUCCAUAGUGGUUGGAAAAGUCAUGCCACAGGAAGGGUCUGCUGCAGAAUUUCGAGGCUGUUGGCAUGAAAAAGUUGUUUCUAGUGCGAAAGGAAGAGAGUUUCCUAAUCCCUCCCUUAACCAUACCCUACACAGCAAGAUACUUUUAGACUUACAUUGCCAAGCCAAAGUUACCAUAUUUUGGUGUUUUUGUGUUCUCUCUUUCUAAGGCGAAGAGCUCUGUAUUGACACAUCUGGGGAUGUGUGUGUUGCCCUCCUGGCCAGCCGUCCUGACUGCCCUCAGCACCCUAGGCCUAGAUUCUGAGCUGUCCCCAUUCUAGGCCUACAAGCACUACUUGCUGUCGCUCAGACUUGUCUGUAGUCCUGCGUCUGAUGCACUUUGGCCCCACCCCGCUCCGAUCACCCCUUUGCACGCUACUUCGCUAAUACUAUCAUGUCAAAGGGAGUCUGGGUGAGGCUAGUGACUCCUUGUGUCCCCAGCAGUGAGUUAACCAUCUCUGUGUGGUCGGUACAUGAAUUUGUGUGUUGCUACUACAGUGGCAUCUGUAUAUUUCUAUAACAUUGGCCUUUUAUGGAUCUGCGAUGGGUGGAACCAUAUUCUCUUGGCUUAGGCCACACUUGGUAGCAGAACAUUCGGGACUAUUAGAGAUGAUAUCCCAUUGAUGUGAGAGGCUCACAGUCCGAGUGGAAGCACUGUGAGUAUGGCAAGAGUGAGAAUAUUCAUGUUUGACAGGUCCUGCUUCCUACCAUCCCUUUCUGUUCUUACUCAAAUGUUACACAAGAACCAAUCCUGGGUGUCUGGGGAACCCACCCCCCGCUUAGAACUCCACCUCCGGGGCGGCGCUUGUACCACAGUCAGACAGGGAGUCGGUCCCUCAAGUGUGCCUCUCUAAAUGCUGCUCCUUCCCCCAGCAAGGGUACCAGGGUCACCCUGAGAACCCCCUCUCUGGUCUCCGGAAGUACCAGGGGGCAGAUGUCACCCCCUCCCUCAUCAGGACCCACUCUGGGCUCUAUAGCCAGCUCCCUUUGGCUCCCAGUCAGUGAAAGGAGACUGCAGUGGGAUGAACCAAGCACCUUUCUCUCCCGCCCGAGACAACCCUCUGAGCUUGUCAUUUACUCAAGCUCCUGUGGGGCAGCCCUCUUUUUAAAAAUUCACCUCUGUUGGUUGGGAAACCAGUCACCAGCCAAUGAUUGCAAAACUGCUUGAUGCAGUUGGCUUCCUCCUGGUUUUCUUUCAUCAAAACCGCCCUGAGUUGGCUCAUUCUUACAUGUUAACAUUAAAUCCAAGGAGCCCCACGGAUAGGCUCUCUGUGCAGUCUUGGGCAUUGACUCCUGACUCUUCUAGAGCAUCGAGGGAGAGAGCCAGGGAAACACCACCACUGAGUAACCAGUUCUCCAAUUCCCCCAGCUCUUAUGCAUUGAGCUCUUUGGGGGUAAGAAAAGGUAUGUAUCCUGUGAUAUUCUGGUCAAAUCCUUUCCUGUUUGGGAGUUAUGGAAGUAGGAGUCAAGUUAUUGGUGCCAAAUAGCUGCCGAUGUAAUAGGUCGGGGGCAGGAGGCUGAGCUUAGUUAAUGGCAGACUGAGAAGAACACUUUUGUCGUCUCCACUAGGCUGGAAAGGAAUCGCAGGAGAGGCCGAUGAUAGAAGCUGGGCAAGUCUGUAACACAGACACAGGGAAAUGCCUGUCCUGGACACAUUUUCCAGUCUGUUGCCACCUGGGAGCUUAGUGGGGGCUGUGGGCAGCACCCUAGCUCGCUCUUCUUAAGGCAGGUGCACUCGGUUGGUUUGCUGCCUCAACCUCUUUUCCAGCUCUGGUCCUGAGAUGUACAGAGGGUUGAGGGUUUUAGACAAUCUCUAGGGGAGGGAGACAAGAAAUAGAGCGGACAUAUGAAAUCUGCUUCCCUCCUGUGCCUCCUCCAGCACCCCAACCUCUAAGUCCUGAGUACCUCUGAUGUACCAUUUCAUAGCUCCUCUGAAGGCAGGAGUUCAGCUCCAACUGAUAGGGAAGGACUCUGCAUCUGUCAUUUUAGGGAAGAAUGGUUCAGCCCCAUGUGGUGAUGUGGCAUUAGUCUCCCUUUCACUGUUUCCUGAUUCUUUUUCUUUAAUUGUUUGUUAUAUUUCCCCAAAAUGUCUUGGUCACUAAGCAAAGCUGCUAGUGGGAUUCUGUAUUUCGUGUCAUCUUUUUUUUAUUAUAAUUUAUUGCAGAUUUUUUUCUGAAUAAAUAUAUGUUGUGUGAAAACUC